AUGGCGACAGACGAGCAUCCGAUUAACACGAGCGAUUGGUGGAAGGUGUAUGGCGAGCCCAGCACCAAGCCAGGCGCCAUUAGCGUCGAUGAGCUCACUGCUUGGUACACCGACAAGACGCCCGGAAAGGACUUUGUCGUUGUCGACGUACGACGCUCCGACUGCGACUACAUCCUUCCCGGCGCAAUCAAUCUGCCAGCUCACACACUGCCAGCAACACUUCCAAUCCUCGCACCGAUGCUCUCGACGGUGCCGAAGCUAGUGUUCCACUGCAAUUCGAGCAAGGGCAGAGGCACGCGGGCAGCCGGUUGGGUAGCCGAUGCACUCGUCAAAAUGCACGUUCAGUCAGGUGCAUCGGAAGAGCAAGCACAGCAGAGCAUCGCGCAGCAGGUCCUCAUUCUCACUGGCGGCGUCAUUGCCUGGACCGAGAAGCACGGCAAGCGUACACUCGAGACCAGGGGUCAGCCGUGGGAUGGCAAGUCCUUGUCCGCCAUUCCGCUCUAA
This is a messenger RNA of Kalmanozyma brasiliensis GHG001, 504 nucleotides long. Its product is annotated as Rhodanese-like domain protein. NCBI's taxonomy places the organism in Eukaryota, Fungi, Basidiomycota, Ustilaginomycetes, Ustilaginales. The transcript has 2 exons. The record is from RefSeq and is a predicted model, not a curated record. Bases 1 to 504 code for a protein of 167 amino acids.